Molecule: messenger RNA, 1170 nt
Organism: Belonocnema kinseyi
Lineage: Eukaryota; Metazoa; Arthropoda; Insecta; Hymenoptera; Cynipidae
Gene: viaf
Product: viral IAP-associated factor homolog
Exons: 5
Coding region: 156-875 (239 amino acids)
Biological process (GO): protein folding
Cellular component (GO): cytoplasm
Source: RefSeq, a predicted model, not a curated record
UAUUUGAGUUGACACAUUUAGGGGUUAGUCAUCUCCGUUAUUCAUAAGGGCAUGGAAAUUAGUGUUCUAAAAAAUAUUUACUCUAGAUUUUAAUUGAAUAAUACUCUCUAACAGUAAGACUCCAAACCCUGGAAAUCAAAUUUACUUAAAUCAUCAUGCAAGACCCAAAUGAAGAUACCGAGUGGAAUGACAUUCUUAGACGAAAGGGAAUUAUUCCUGAAAAAGAAAAGGAUAAGGAAAUAACUGAGGAUCAAAUUGUCGAUAUUCUGGAAAGUACAAUAGACCAGAAAACUGGACGCGAAAUAAAGAAUUUAGAGGAUAAAACACUAGACGAGCUUGAUGAACUCGAGGAUGAAGAAGAUGAAAAAGUUUUGUUGGAGUAUCGACGGAAAAGGAUAGCAGAAAUUCAAGCUUUAGCCAACAAAGCGAAAUAUGGAGACGUCCGGGAAAUUUCGGCUCAAGAUUACGUCCAAGAAGUCAAUAAAGCCGGAGAAGACAUUUACGUCGUUUUGCACCUUUACAAACCCGGAAUUCCCCUCUGCAGCCUAAUAAAUCAGUAUUUGUCAAAUUUGGCGAGGAAAUUCCCAAUGACAAAAUUUCUCAAGAGUAUUUCUACAACCUGUAUUCCCAAUUGGCCAGAUAGCAAGGUUCCAACUAUUUUUGUAUAUCGCAAUGGAGAGAUGCUUAAACAAUUUAUUGGCCCGGUUGAGUUGCGAGGAAUGAAAUUAACCGUAGAGGAAUUAGAAUGGAUGCUUGGUGAAGCCGAGGCAGUGCCUACUAAAAUAAAAGAUGAUCCGAAACCGAAAGUGCGCGAUGUGCUUUUUUCACGAUUAAAUGAACAGAAAAAUGAUCUUUCUGACACCAAUGACUGGUGAUGAUAUUUUUAAUAAAUAUUUAAUAUUUAUCCACAAAAUAUUGCGCCGAUUGUUAAUUUUUUUUUUAACAAUUUCAUAAAGUUUAUAUUUAUUUUUAUUGUCAGCUUCAGUGUGACUCUGAAAUUUUUAAUAAUUAUUGACUCAAAAGAGAGUCUCAUUAAUAAAUAUAUCGAAAUAAUUAUGACCAUUUGUUAAAAGUGACAUGAGAAAAAGAAUAUUUGUAAAAAAAAAAGAAUGUGAAAGCAUUUAGUUUGUUAACGUUUUUCUAUGAAAAAUAAAAAUUAUUUACUAUCGA